CUGUCCAUUCUCAACACAUGGAUAGCAUCUCAUCGCGAGAAGGAAAUGUACAUGGAGGAGGGGUAGACACUGUGGAUGCACCGGUACCGAAUGAAAAAUCCACUACCGUAAGCGCUGGUGCCUCCCAGAAUGGUGGUGUAGUCGACGAGUCAUCAACAUCUGGACCUAUCACAAGUGAAUCGGUCCCCGCCCUCGAGGGAGGCGCUUUGGACGAGAACGACAGCAAUGACCCUUCUAAGAAGCUUGCAGCAUCAAGAUCGAGACCUCGGUUGGAUCUUUCUGCCUUGACUAAUGUUCCAUCUAGAACCGGAGAACGGAGGAAAGGGAAGAGUAUUUUUGGCCAGGUCCUUGGAACACUCAAUAAGGCGAAACUCGAGGAUAAGGAACGAUCAGCUAGCGAGGCGGCUAAGAAGCGACAAUCCAUUGAGUUCAGACUGCAUGCGAAGCUCUCGCGCGAACAGAGCUAUAGCCGCAAAAAAGAGGAAGUCAAGCGUGAUCGCAUCACAGCGAACCGAAAAGAAGAAGAAUUGUCCAUAAAAGACAGUAUUGUCAAACACCGAUAUCCCUUAAUCCCAAAUCUAGCAAAUUUCCUAUUAACAACUGACGUGAUACCAAGAGAACACCCUUCCCCCAAAGAUGAAAGCAGCCGCUUUUCCCCAUCUUCCCCCGUAAACGAUUCUCCGCCAGAUGGACCCUUCCCUCAUCCACCCAACACUGCCCAUCCACCAGCGAUCUACUAUCUUCCAAAAAUCCUCACUCCUUUGCAACAAGCAUUCCUCGCUCGACGACGACGGCAGGCUGAGAAACGGGUUGGAGAGGAACAAACCGAAUGGACGAAUGAGAAAGAGAAAGGAAUGAACGAGGUGAGAGAAUUGAGAACGAGAGUCAACGCAGUGCAGAGAGAGUUGAAUGAGAAUGGGCCGCUUGAUGCUGAAGAGAAGAUGGAGGACGAAGUCAUGGAUGGAGUGGAUGAGAAGCAAGGUCGUGAACAUCCUGAUGCUAUACAGGAAGACGAUACCAUUGAUGCGGUGGAGUACUGAAUUUUAUUUAUCUAUUUUGCAGCAACCCCUUUCUGUCUGAUGGUAAUCGGCCACGGGAGCCCUCCUCCAUCGCGUCUUUGGUCUUCUUGCGAAGAAUUUUUUGUACCAGUUCUAUUACUUGAUGCUUGCAAUUUGCUUUAUCGACUUUUUAAUGUUAUGAAUUCUCAUGUCAGACGCAGUCUCCGAGGCACU
Cantharellus anzutake is the source of this 1232-nucleotide messenger RNA. RefSeq lists its product as uncharacterized. Lineage: Eukaryota; Fungi; Basidiomycota; Agaricomycetes; Cantharellales; Hydnaceae. The transcript has 4 exons. The coding region runs from base 18 to 1040 and encodes 340 amino acids. Gene Ontology annotation, cellular component: catalytic step 2 spliceosome. The record is from RefSeq and is a predicted model, not a curated record.